AUAAUUAAUCAUUUAACAAAAAAAUCAUUAGCAUCAUCUAGAGUUGGUCGUAUUCACUUAAAUUUAUUGGUGUUACAUCGUUCAAUAAGGACUAAAACAUUUAUUGAAGAUAAAAAUUAUAAAGGACUUUAUUAUCAUCCAACGAUCGAUACUACUAAUUAUAUGCUGUCAUUUCUUUCUGAUAAUGAUAAAGUUAAUAAGCAUGCUGAUAUAGCUGUUAUAGGUAGAAUUCCCUUUGAUUCAGAAAUUGAUGAUAAUAAUACUCCUAAAAUUACAACACAAAAUUUUAUUGAAAAUAAAAAGUUUACCCAAUUUCUUCAGCAAGUUAUUACCGAAAAUGUUGGUGAUUCCGAUCCACAAUUACAAGCAUUGGCUAAAUAUUAUCAAAACGGAUGGCUUCAUGUAGCAGAUGCAAGAGAUCCAGCGGUAUGGGGUCGUAUUCCAUAUCCUGAGGAUAUUUUUGGUAUGGUUCAAGUUAAAGAUGGACAAAUUAUUCAAGGAACAUAUCAACCUAUGCCAACUCAUCGUAUAAUUACUACAAAAGGACUUUUUGUAUUAAGUGAUCCUUUACAAAAAAAAUUAUUAGAGAAGUUAAUUAAGUUGUGUGUUUAAUUUUAAUAAAAAUUUACAUUUGAAAUAUAACUCUUACCUAAUAAGAGU
Rhizophagus irregularis DAOM 181602=DAOM 197198 is the source of this 660-nucleotide messenger RNA. RefSeq lists its product as uncharacterized. Lineage: Eukaryota; Fungi; Glomeromycota; Glomeromycetes; Glomerales; Glomeraceae. The record is from RefSeq and is a predicted model, not a curated record.